Molecule: messenger RNA, 1868 nt
Organism: Lobosporangium transversale
Lineage: Eukaryota; Fungi; Mortierellomycota; Mortierellomycetes; Mortierellales; Mortierellaceae
Exons: 1
Coding region: 202-1848 (548 amino acids)
Source: RefSeq, a predicted model, not a curated record
UUUUUUUUUUUCCUUUUUCAAAACUUUUAUGCCUUUGACUUGAGUACAUUCACAGUUUUAAUGUCCUUUUGCUGUUGACAUUCCUAACGCGCAUUUCUCACGUAACAUAUUUCAUUCCCGCCCUUGCAUUUGUAAAUUUUUUCUUCUUCACACUCUCCCUUUCACUUAACGACAAUUACGAUUCACAAGCAAAGAAAAAAAAUGUCCACCACAUCUUCCGUUAUGCUUUCCCCACGACAACCUUCACAGAAGCAACUACAACUUCUUCAAUCUCCUGAAGAGGGAAGGCAAUGUGUUCGAUAUACCUUUGGAUAUCAGGAGUCCGAUCAGCAACCACCAUUAUUCAAUGCCUUGCCCCCUUCCCCAACUUCACCUUCCAUUUUUAGCGACUCUUUCCCAUCGCCAACAUCCCCUCGAUUCCCUCCUUCCGCUUCUUCUUCUUCCGCUUCACUCACUCCAGUCAGGACUACUUUUUCUAAAGAUUCAUCACCGAAAAUUGUCUCAACGUCGCUGGCUGUCAUGCAUAGCCCAGCGUCCAUGGAAUCCAUUAAAGCGGGAGUUGCAGCUAUAAAAUUAGCAGAGGCUAAAGCUAACACUGCCACCUCCACUACUCCCACCAUCACAGCGACAACCUCAUUGCCAUCGCCAUCAUCACCACAGGAAAAGGAACAGCGAUCGGCACCUGUGCCUGUUGAUGUGAUUCCAUCCAUUCCCACCUAUCAGAGCAGCUCUAAAACGCUAUGUAGCCCCAACUCUGGUUCUGGCUCUACAGAUCCCAUCUGGAUUCCUUUGUCUGCACCCUCCCUCUCCAUUUCCACUGUAACACAAGCUCCUUCAUCUUCUCUUUCCCCACGUCCAUCGUUAUCGUCCAGGCCCACCAGCCCUGCCUCGGCCCUUUCUCCAAUCCCCGCACCGGGUCCAGUUUAUCUCAAACGUUCGCCUUCUACAUCAAGCUCGUCCGUUUACUCGUCCUCAUCCACUUCCUCACCACGUUCAUUAAGUCGGUGCAGCAGCGUGAGCAGCUCUGUCAGCUUUUCUGGAAGUUUAGAUCAUCGAUCGAUGACGCGCAGCGGCAAUAAUGCUUCUCCUAGGUCGUCACCAUCACCACCAUCACCCUCUACUUCUCCAAGCUGUGACAAGCCUCUUUUACUUGCACAGAUUCCAUCAACACGAGAGCGUCGGCCCUCCACUGCUGAACGCGCUGCAUUCUUAUCUUCAGCCCCUGUCCGUUCUCGAGGUGUAGCUCCAGCACGAUUCAAGGACAUGCCUCCCGUCCCACCUGUUUCUAUUUCCGUUGCUACACCUUCAUCACUGGCCUCUAAUUCGUUACCUUCGCUUUCUACAUUGAACUCACCCCAAAGCUCAUCGUCACUCUCACGUUCGACCAGUAUUAAGUCUCCUUAUUCUCCAUUGACUUUUGGAGGAUGUCUUGAACUGGAGAAGCGCCGAUGCUCGGAUGAUACCACGAGAGGUCAUGGAGUCGCUCCCACUGUUGUCGCCACUACCUUGCCGUCAGCGUUAUAUAUGAAAGGAGUUGAUCAUUACGAUCAUCCUAUGACUCGAUCCUCAUACGAGUCGAACGACAGGAGCAGUACUGAGACAGAUGUAAGCCGCUAUAGAUUAGGCUAUGGCUUGAAGGAUCCAGUGGUUGAGGAUAUUGACCUUAGCCAGACGAAGAAUCACAACGGCUCGACCACGUUCAUCAAAGCUUUGCAGAACAAGAGGAAGAACAAGACGAAGAAGAGCUUUGAAAAUGACAAAGUUGAUGAAAUCAAGCCUGAGAAAAUCAAAAAGGAGCGGAAGUUAUGCUCUGCUUUUUCGAUAUUUAGCUUCUUGAUGAAGAAGUGAAAAAAAAAAAAAAAAAAAAA